Diaporthe batatas is the source of this 1902-nucleotide messenger RNA. RefSeq lists its product as uncharacterized. The coding region runs from base 1 to 1902 and encodes 633 amino acids. Lineage: Eukaryota; Fungi; Ascomycota; Sordariomycetes; Diaporthales; Diaporthaceae. The record is from RefSeq and is a predicted model, not a curated record. The transcript has 2 exons.
AUGGCCGCCUCGCUCACACUGUCCUGGGGGCUGUGGCUCGCCGUCCUCGCCACCACGUGCCGCGGAGACUACAUCUCUCGAGACUACCAGCUUUACAACAGCGGAGACCUGGGCAACCGCCCCAGCCUAAGGUUCUUCUCCAGCGACGAGUUCUCUCCUGUCCUGCAAGUGAACAUUUGGAACAAGACCGGCAUCUCCGGCAAGGGGUCACACAUCUUCCUCCGACACGACGGGGUGCCGGCGUCGCCCCUGGCGUCGCCCCUGAUCCUCGAUGCUCAGGACCUGACCACGGUCUUUGUGAGCCGCAACUACGAAAACGUCUUUGGCACCCGCGUCCAGGAGAACCUCGGCAAGAGCUAUCUCACCUUCUGGGCGGGCAGGAAGGGCUACGGCCUCGGGGAUGGCUUCGGGCUCGUCUUCGACGACACCUACCGCCUGGCCUACAACGUCUCUGCCCAAGGCAUAGCUCUGCACAGCGACCUGCAUGAGUUUGCGCUGACCGGUCAUGGCACCGCCCUAGUCACCGGCGUCGACGAGGUCCUCGCCGACACGUCCGGCUGGGACGGCUGGCAAGGCCCCGCCGCCUUCCCCGUGCUCAACGCGCUCUUCCAGGAGAUCGACCUCGAGACGAACGAGGUGCUCUUCAGCUGGCAGGCCCUUGACCACAUCAGUCCCAUGGACUCGUUCGAGACAGUGGCCAAGGACUGGGACGCCUUCCACCUCAACAGCGUCGAGAAGACCCAGACGGGCAACUACCUCAUCUCCAUCCGCCAUACAAACUCCAUCAUGCUGAUCGACGGGAGGACGGGCCAUAUCAUCUGGACGCUCGGCGGGAAACGCAAUGACUUCGUCGAACUCGACCCGGCGGGUGGCACGGGAUCUCCCAGCCCGGUGCUCAGCAUGGGCUGGCAACACCACGCCCGCUUCGUCCCCGGCAGCAACGAGACGGAGAUGACCCUCUUCGACAACCACGUCAAGACAACCAGCCACGGGAGGUGCCGGUCGGCCUGCUCGCGCGGCCUGCACAUCGCCAUCGAGGCCACGUCAUGGCCCCCUACCGUGCAGCUCCUGCACGAGUACCUUCACCCGUCGCGGCUGCAGGCCCAGAGCCAGGGCAGCGUCCAGCCGCUCCCAGCCGCGGGCGCGGGCGCGGGCGCGGGCGCGGGCAAGUUGGGAAAUGUGUUUAUCGGCUGGGGCCGGUGCCCGUCCUUCACAGAACACACGGCAUCUGGCGAGCCGGUCAUGGAUGUGCAGUUCUCGCCGUGGCACGGGGAAGAGACGCCGGACGCGCUGGACAACUACAGAGCCUACAAGAUGGACUGGGUGGCGUUGCCGUGGUGGGACCCGGCGCUCGCGGUGAGGCAGGCCCGGGGCGGCAACGUCAGCGUCUACGUCAGCUGGAACGGAGCGACCGAGGUGCGCGGGUGGGUUGUGCGCGGCGGGACGGGCGUUGAGCUGGCGAGGUCCCCGCGCACCGGCUUCGAGACGAGGCUGGUUGUGAACGGCACGGGCCUGGACCGGGUGUGGGCCGAGGCACUGGACAGAGAAGGGGCGGUGAUGCGGUCGACGCGGGUUCUAGACCUGGCCCACGGGAACGUGACCAUGAUGGCGGACAGCACGGAGCCCGACUGGACAUUUCCCGAGCCGCGCAGGAGGGCAGGCAUACCCAAGGGGACGUGGGCCGUGGCGAGCAUGCUGGGGGCUGUGUUGACGGCGAUGGGUGUCUUGAUGGUCCGGCGGCGGCGAAGGGGCUACGGCCGGCUGGGGGAUGACGGCUGCUCGGACCUGGACCUGGACUCGGACACGGACCUGGACUCGGAGUAUGGGCUGGACCACUUCAGCAACGAGCUGCCCGCCGAGCCCUGGCACGAGUACUCGCCGAGGUUUGGUGGAUCGGGUUGA